This is a messenger RNA of Sinocyclocheilus grahami, 887 nucleotides long. RefSeq names its product ankyrin repeat domain-containing protein 65-like. Gene Ontology annotation, cellular component: nucleus. The record is from RefSeq and is a predicted model, not a curated record. NCBI's taxonomy places the organism in Eukaryota, Metazoa, Chordata, Actinopteri, Cypriniformes, Cyprinidae. The annotation marks the transcript as partial. The transcript is spliced from 2 exons. Gene Ontology annotation, molecular function: protein binding.
ACAUUUUUUUGCUGACUGGGCCAUUUUGUACUUCCAGGGACCCGUAUGGUUGGACAGCUGUCCACCACGCCUCUUUUAAGGGUCAUCUCAUGCUGAUCAAGUUCCUGUUGCAAACCGGCCAGGUGGAGGUAAAUAGCCAGGACUUCUUCAACUGCACUCCCCUGCAUCGCUCCUGCAGUGGAGGAAACCCAGAGACCACAGACUUUCUCCUCCAGAAGGGGGCGUCACAUUCAGCGAGGUCCUGCUCCGGCCAGACGCCCCUUCACCUGGCUGCAGCCAGCGGACACCUGGGCACAGCUCGGGUUCUGCUGCAGCACUUGGCCUCACCGAACCCCCAGGACUUUCAUAAGUGGACACCCCUGCACUGGGCAAUUUUUGGAGGCUGGGGGGAUGUGGCGGAGCUCCUGCUAGAUAAUGGGGCAGACGUAGAGGGAGGAGAAGGUGUGGGCACGAGCCCCCUACAGCUGGCGGUGUUGGUGGGGAAUGAGGUGGGGGUGAGGCUACUGCUCCACCGAGGUGCAGAUGCCAAUAUGAGGGGUCCUAAUGGGCACACAGCCAUGCACCUCUGUGCCUGCUCUGGAGACAAGAAGAUCCUCCAGCUGCUGUUAACAGGAGGGGCCAAGGUUGAUGUCAGGGAUGGAGAUGUGGCGUCUCCGCUGCAUCUGGCUGCCCGCAGUGGCUCCAGGGCUGUGGUGCACUUGUUGAUUCUGAAUGGAGCAGGACUUGAGGACAGGGACAACCUCAAAAUGACACCACUGCACUACUCAACACUCAGGGACAAUGUUGAGGCUGCCAAACUGUUGCUGCACUAUGGGGCAGAUGUGGAUGCAGUGGAGAGGCUCGGACAGACACCUAUGCACUUGGCCUCUGAGAGGGGUCACUGCAAG